This is a messenger RNA of Saccoglossus kowalevskii, 616 nucleotides long. RefSeq lists its product as uncharacterized. NCBI's taxonomy places the organism in Eukaryota, Metazoa, Hemichordata, Enteropneusta, Harrimaniidae. Gene Ontology annotation, molecular function: protein kinase activity; cell adhesion molecule binding; ATP binding. Gene Ontology annotation, cellular component: cell-cell junction; plasma membrane. Gene Ontology annotation, biological process: cell-cell adhesion; protein phosphorylation. The record is from RefSeq and is a predicted model, not a curated record.
AUGGGAACUGACCUCACACUGACCUGUACAACAACAACAAGUAAACCACCUGCUACAAUAUCAUGGUAUAGAGGCACAGAAAAACUCAGUGACAGUGACAAGGGUAUCAACAUUGGGAAUAUCGAAUACAGUGACGGUGAAUACAAUGGCGAGACAUCUGAACAACAAAUUACGAUAACAACAACAGCAAAAGACAACAAAGCAGAUUUCAAAUGUAUAGCACGGAAUCCAGACGUUGGUGGCGACGUAGACUCAAAUAGCAUAACUACCAAUGUGUAUUUUCCUCCCAGGUAUCCAAGUGGGUGUAGCACUCAGCUACAUGGUUACCCUGACAACACUGGUUACGUUGUAGCUGGCAACGCAUUGACCCUUACCUGUAUGUCAUGCAGCAGUAACCCGGAUGCAGAUGUACAGUGGUAUCACGGCACACAGGUUGUAACUUCGGGUCUCAGUGAUGUGUCGUAUCACGAUGGCGUGUACGAAGGACAGACUACCACGCAAAAUCUUACAAUACAAUUAUCAUAUCAUCACCAUAUGGAUAUAUUUAAUUGUGACGCAGGCAAUGUUUAUUUCGCUUCAAGAGAAUCAUCGAAUACAGUCAUACUCAAUGUGCGCU